This is a messenger RNA of Macrobrachium nipponense, 4986 nucleotides long. RefSeq names its product semaphorin-2A-like (gene Sema2a). The record is from RefSeq and is a predicted model, not a curated record. The coding region runs from base 441 to 2675 and encodes 744 amino acids. Gene Ontology annotation, molecular function: semaphorin receptor binding; chemorepellent activity. Gene Ontology annotation, biological process: negative chemotaxis; positive regulation of cell migration; negative regulation of axon extension involved in axon guidance. Lineage: Eukaryota; Metazoa; Arthropoda; Malacostraca; Decapoda; Palaemonidae. The transcript has 16 exons.
UGUUUACUUGGCAGUGGUCAGAGUGUUAUCGUACGCUCUCGCUCUUGCAAGCGGGCGCUUGUUCACUAUGAAAUCUCGGCAUCUUAUCGUUUUUUAAAGGAAUGGGUGUCCUUAACAAAUCCCGCACGUUUUGGUCUUGGUUUUUAUGAAUGUCUAAAUGAAUAGUAUCGGGAUUUUUUCCUGUUAACCGGAAAUUUUGUGACCAGUGUUGUGUUGUGACGUCGUCGUCGGCGUUCCAGAGUUCUUGAUCAAGCCUCUAGGAAGUUUUAUCUCUUUUCAAACUCCCACCACAGCAUCAUCAUGGACUGAAGCUAGCGAAGGAAAUAAGUUUGAUUUUUGUUUCGUUCAUCCUUGUUUUUAUUUUUUUUUUUAUUUUGUGAUCAAACUUUAAGAAGAAAGAUUGUAGCUUUUAAAACUACCAGAACGUGACCACAACCGCUAUGGCUUGGUUGAGUUUUGACCAGUUUUUGAAGUAUGGGGGUGGGGGAGGGGGUGGAAGAAGAAGUGACCAUUGGACAUGCAGUGGAUUGAUAUUAUUACAUUUAUUUUGUAUGAGCCUGUUACCUUGUGCUGUGCUAACAGACGACCAGUUCCCCGGUAACAAUGGUUAUGUGGAGGUUCCUUGCUGUACACAUCACUUCAGACAUCACAAAGACCAUGUGCGAGAAUUCUCCUGUGGACGUCUAUAUUACCGCACUUUCCACAUGGACGAGGCGCGGGACACACUCUACGUUGGUGCCAUGGACAAGGUCAUUAGAGUUAACAUGAACAACGUCAGCCAGACGAAUUGUGAGACCGAUGCUAUGAUGUUGGAGCCAACCAGUGUCUCGAACUGCGUUUCAAGGGGCAAAUCUGAGCAUUUUGACUGCAGAAACCACAUACGCGUCAUCCAGCCCAUGUCGAAAAACAGACUUUAUAUUUGUGGCACCAACGCUCAUAACCCCAAGGAUUGGGUUAUCUACGCUAACCUAACCCGUCUCGCCCGCCACGAGCACGUCCCGGGCAUCGGUCCGGGAGUAGCCAAGUGUCCUUUUGAUCCGAUGGAUAACAGCACGGCCGUGUGGGUCGAGCACGGAAACCCGGGCAAACUCCCUGGUCUCUAUUCCGGCACUGUCGCAGAGUUCACGAAAGCCGACACUGUCAUCUUCAGGGCCGAUCUCUACAACUUCACGUCCAAGAGGCGCGAGUUCCCCUUCAAGAGGACCAUCAAGUACGACUCCAAGUGGCUCGACAAACCCAACUUCGUCGGGUCAUACGAAGUCGGAGAGUACGUGAUGUUCUUCUUCCGGGAGACUGCAGUGGAAUACAUCAAUUGCGGCAAGAAUGUGUACUCGCGCGUGGCUCGAGUGUGCAAGAGCGACACUGGAGGCAAGAACAUCCUGACGCAGAACUGGGCCACUUACCUGAAGGCGCGCCUCAACUGCUCAAUACCGGGAGAGUUCCCUUUUUACUUCAACGAGAUCCAAUCCGUGUACAAAAUACCGGGCGACGACUCGAGGUUUUACGCCGUGUUCACGACGAGUAUGAACGGACUAAUGGGGUCGGCCAUUUGCACCUUCACGCUCAGCGACAUCCAAGAUGCCUUCCUCGGUAGAUUCAAAGAGCAGGCAACUUCCUCGUCAGCCUGGUUGCCCGUCCUCACCUCCAAGGUGCCUGAACCCAGACCCGGGCAGUGUGUCAACGAUACCCAGACUCUUCCAGACAAUGUGUUGACGUUCCUUCAGUCUCAUCCACUAAUGGACGAAGCAGUUGCCCACGAGCACAAUAAACCAGUGUUUUUCAAGCGGGACCUCAUCUUCACUCACCUGGUGGUCGAUAAAGUUACCGGGGGAACGUAUGGCCAGGAGAACACUUACACUGUUUUCUAUGCCGGGUCAUUGGAAGGCCGAGUUUACAAAGUAGUGGAGUGGCUUGAUGCUGAAGAAGAAUCCCAUUCAGAGCUUUUAGAUGUUUAUGAAGUAACCACUCCAGAACCCAUCAGAGCUAUUCAGAUAUCAAAGAAGCACAAGUCAUUGUAUGUGUCAUCUGAUACAAGAGUUCGUCAGGUAGAUCUCUUCAUGUGUCAUGGCCGUUAUGAUAACUGUCUUCGGUGUUCUCAUGACCCAUACUGUGGGUGGGAUAAGGAUGCUAAUAUGUGCAAGCCUUAUCAGCCAGGACUCUUGCAAGAUGUGACAGGCUCAACUCCAGGCCUAUGUGAUGCAUGCAUUGCCAAGAAGAAAAUGGUUGUUACCUGGGGUCAGAGUAUCCAUUUAGGUUGUGCUGUGAAACUUCCUCGACCAAUCUCUCUCAAGGACAUUACAUGGCAUCAUUAUUCCAAGGACAAGGGGAAAUAUCAGAUCAGAUACAGGCCAGACAAAUACAUAGAAACUUCUGAACAUGGGUUGGUGGUGAUGAAUGUUAAUGAAGCUGAUGCUGGCCGCUAUGACUGCAAGAUGGGUGGAGAUAUAGUAUGCUCAUAUAAUAUUACUGUAGAUGCUCAUCGUUGCUCUGCUCCAGCUCGUACUAAUGACUUCCAGAAGGUUUACAGUGAUUGGUGCCAUGAAUUUGAAAAAUACAAGUUAGCAAUGAAAACUUGGGAAAGAAAACAAGCACAAUGUGCCAAUAGGAAUAACAUCAGCCAGCAGAAUAGUCAUCCAAAUGAUAUUUAUGCUGCCAGGAGUAAUCCAUUUGUCUGAUCAAGUUGAAGAACUGUCAACUGAGUGCACAAGAAAAGAUCGAUUCAGAAAGUCAAGUUCUUGUCUUUUUAAAGAGUAAUUGGCACAGUUUUGUUGAAAAAAUAUCCUGAAUGUUUUCCUUAAUUGUAAAACCUGAAAGUUGACUAACUUCCUUUUGAAGUAUACUGUAAUUAUUUCUAUAAAAAUCAUCUGAAAGUAAUUUGUUCAGUACAGAUUUCAUUAGAUAUUCAAAAUAGAUUUUUCUGACUUGGUUAUGGUGCCACCAAGAGUAAGGGUGCUAGUAAGAGUCGGUGCAGGAUGCACACACUAUUGUCUCUAAAAUGAGGAAGGUUUGACAGGCAACUUGACUCCAAUACUCCAAUAAUAAUCAGGGUACCGUUAGUUAAUGACUGUAUUCAAUUUUAUUUUUUGCUACUCCUAACAAGAUCUAACUUAGAUGUUUUAUUGUGUGACAGGAGUUCGAUAGGUCUAGUUCUUGCUCGUGGACAAUCGCCUGUGGGCAUUAUUGCUUCUGCAUUUCAAGAGCUUAAGUGCAGUGGAUCUUUUAGAACUUCAAAAAUUUAGUUAUUUCAAGUGUAAAAGAAAGAACCCAUGAGAUAUGGACUUCCAAACAUAUCCUUUCUGAAAGGAGGCCACUCUCACCCCGUAGUGUGACAAAGGACACACGUUAAGUGAAAAAUUUUUUGAUCCCAGCUACUGGAAUGGUGCAUAUGAAAAAAAAAAAAUGGUUCCUGGUAAGUUUUCAGUGGUGAUGAAGCUAUAAAUUGAAAGGAUAAGGUUAUUCUUUUCAAGGAUGAGGAAAACAUAAGUAUAAUUUAAAAAUGUGGAAAUAUUUUAUGUAACAGUUUAGAUUCUUUUGAAAGAUUUAACCUAAAAUAAUCAUUAUACCCUAAAAUAUAAAAAUUUCUUAAACAUUAGUGUACUGUUAUUCCAUUCAUGUCUCUUUAAUCAUAUAUUUUGUAAGUUUUCCAAACUACCUCUGCCUUUUGACGAAUGUUAAAUAACAAAGAAGUUAGUGGAGGACUAUAGAUAAAAACGAGUAUCAGGAAGACUCCAUCCAGUAAUUUUUAGUGUGGUUCCUGGGGCAUAAAAUGGGAUCACCUAAUGGAAGCAUAAUAAGUGAAUGAUGUUCCACAUAUGGUACCAGUAAAAUACAUAUUCAAGGAGGGAUGGCUUCAGUGAAGUGUUAAAAAAAAAAAGAUGUGAUGAUGUGUGGAGAAUUCUUUUAUACAAUCUAAUUUUUAGAAAAUCUUGUAAUAUUCACAUACUGUACUGGAACUUUCUCUUGAGUUGACCUUUUUUGAUAAAGACGAGUGCUAGAGUAAUAAUAGCCUAGUUUCUUUAUUUUUUCAUAUAAAAAUAUCUAUUCCUCACCCUCUUAAGUUUUAAUGGGACUAUCACUCAUAUUUAUUUUGUGUUCAACUUAAAAAUUAGCUCAUCUCUUGAGAAAGUUUCAUUUCACAUGCCGAUCCACGCUAUUUUCAUUUUCUGUCCUGUGAUACGCGCCAAUUUUGUAAGACUCGUACAUAAUGAUAUUGCUCCAUAUAAGCAGGCUAGCAACUUGGAUGUAAGUAAUCAAUUGUAAAUAUGUGUGUAUCUGCUGUUCAUUUCCUUAGAAAGAAAAUCAAUUUACAGCCUGCUACACCUGUCAGUAAUUUGCUAGAAUGGCCAAUAUGAUUUUUUCUCGUUUUUUUAUAUUUUUAUUAGAAGUAAGAAAUUUUCCAGGUUAAUGGGAUGUUCAAAAUUUAUAGAUAUACAGUACAUAAAUAUAAUAAAUAUAUAUAUUUUGCAACAAAACUAAGGUUACUGUAUUUAAUGUUCAGUCCCUCCAGUAGACAAUUCAAAUUAAUUUUUUGCAUGCAUUGCCACUUCUAGCAUGAAUUACCGGUAUUUCUCUGCUUGUUCUGGGUUGUGAAUGAUUGGGCUACUGUGGAAAAUUAUCUAAUGUGGCACAUAUAACUAACUGGUUUUAAUUUUUUCUGAUUAAAGUUACAGACUUUAAUGUAAAUUAAAAUAAUUUUUUUUUUUUUUUUUUUAGCCACAAUGCAAUUUCUAUUUCAUUGUACGUACUGUAUUCACAAAACAGCUUUUAACACUGCAUUUGUAGUUUUUAUUUACUUUUAAUUUUGCUUUUUAUUAGGUAUUUAAAUAAGUUUGCUUCUUAUUAGGUAUUUAAUUAUUAUUUGCUGUUCUUGACUGUAUAUUGAUUUCACCAAAAUUAAAGAAAACAUUGGUUAAAAUGUGUGUAGGCUAUGGUCUAGGAGUUUGUAACAAGAAAAUAUUCCUGUAAAAUAAAAUUUCUUUUUUGUAA